AUUGUGAAUAAAAUAUAUGAUAGAUAUAUGACAAUGCUAGGCAAAUUCGAUAUACAUCAAAAUUUCAACAAAAUUAAUAGAAAAAAUUUGAAUAAGAAAAUUUCUGAAUGCUAGGACGUCACAAUUGUAAUUAUCAUAUUUGAUUUCUUACAAUAAAUUCAAAUUUAAAUUUUCGAAGCAAGGUUCUAAGAUACAUGAAAACCGGUCAUGUUACUUAAGUGGAUUGUACCGAUCGUACCCAUAUAUAUUCGGCAAGAAAUUCCAGAUGACGUUACUAAUGCCUGUGACCAGUGUGAUCUGUGCUGAUCUGUGCAGUGUGAUAUGUGACUUCGCACAGAUUUAACUUCAUACGCAAUUAAACAAUUAUCUUAAUGCAACAAUUAAACUAAUUAUAAAAGAACAUAAAUAUGGCGGGAGGAAAAAAUAGUCAGACUGGAUUUCAGCCGGAUUCCGAUGUUCAUAUCACUUACGAGGAGCAACAAAAGAUUAAUAAAUUUGCCAGACAAAAUGCGAAGCUGGAAGAUUAUAAAGAAGAACUUAGAAUAAAACAGAACGAAUUGAAGAAUUUGGAGGAUGCUUCUGAUGAAUUGGCCCUUAUGGACGAUGAUGCAAAAAUACCGUAUUUUAUUGGAGAAGUAUUCAUCUACCAUUGUCUUGAAAAGACACAGAAUUCUUUGGAGGAUGCUAAAAAUAAGAAGAAAGAAGAAAUUGUGAGAUUAGAAAGCAAAUGCACAGAUUUGAAGAGUGUCAUGUCUGAAUUAAAAACACAAUUAUAUGCGAAAUUUGGUAGCCGUAUAAAUUUAGAAUCUGAAGAAUCAGAUUAAUAUUUCUCUUAAUGCAUUUAUUAUUAUUUACUAUAUUUAAUAUAGGAAGUAUUACUUUAUUAAUAUUCCUAUUUGCAAUUCUAUUUAAAUUAUAAUUUAUAAUUUUUGAUUUAUAAUUUGUAAAUUACAAAUUAUAAUUUAUAUACAAUUAUUAUGUUACUACAUGUGUUUAUGAUGCAAAUACUUUUAAGAAACUUAAUGUAAUAUAAAAUAAAUUUUAUCAAAUACUUUCUGCAAAUAUAAUAAUAAAGCUUU
This is a messenger RNA of Monomorium pharaonis (pharaoh ant), 1079 nucleotides long. It is a transcript of the gene Pfdn4, whose product is annotated as prefoldin subunit 4. Gene Ontology annotation, biological process: protein folding. The coding region runs from base 408 to 824 and encodes 138 amino acids. Gene Ontology annotation, cellular component: cytoplasm; prefoldin complex. The transcript has 4 exons. Lineage: Eukaryota; Metazoa; Arthropoda; Insecta; Hymenoptera; Formicidae. The record is from RefSeq and is a predicted model, not a curated record.